Molecule: messenger RNA, 6832 nt
Organism: Porites lobata
Lineage: Eukaryota; Metazoa; Cnidaria; Anthozoa; Scleractinia; Poritidae
Source: the annotation of a GenBank genome assembly
AUGGGCGACAUUGAACAGAAGACAAGAAGUCAAGUGAAGGAACUUGGUGGGCAACUGAGGGAAAUGUCCAUUGACAUGCGUGUCUUCUCCCUCACCAUGAGGUCCCUUUAUGCAGAGAAAGCUGUUGGCACCGAUCACGAACUUGCCCGAAGGUUUAGGGAACUUCGUGAGAAGACAAGGGACGACGCCAUGGUUUACCUCAAAGGCAUCCUCCCGACUUCAACCAAGUUUGUCGCUUCUAUAAGCGAGUACUUUGAGUAUUAUGAAGCUCUGGAAUAUGGAGAAUGGGUUGACAUGAUCUCAGACAUCCUUGAAGAGACCGUUGGUUACAGAGAGCUUUGCGAAGUGGUACUUAAGAUGCACGAAGACAUCUUGGUACCCCUUAAAAAAAGGAAAGACACAGCAAAUAUCAUGGUAACGGAAUUUAAAGAUCUUACAGAGGAAUACGAGAGGCAGAGGGAAGAGCUGGAAGCUGCAGCAAGCACCAAACGUGGAUGGGCAUGGUUUCUUUGUUUUAUUCCAGGCGUAAACAUGAUUGCAACUCCCUUGUUAGCAGCAGCUGCAGAAUCAGAUUUGGCAGAGGCAGUUGCCAAAGGCAAGCAAGCUCAAAUUGCAGAGGCCGCUUCAAUCACAGUUGGUACAGUCCUAAUCCCUGCUCUUGAGCAUUUCAUAGAUGGCCUUAGAAAGGCAGCAGGAUUCUUCGCGGUAAUGGAACAGGAAUUGCGCAAGUUUGAAGGCAAAGCUGAAAAAGCCAAGGACAACCCCAAAAAGCUUUACUACAAAGUGAUGAACAAGGAAGCGAAAGACAUGAAGUCUAUCUGCCAAAUCUUCUAUGCAGCCCUUCCAGACGUUAAGACCGACUUUCUGGCCAUUCCUCAAGAGGGAACAAACCAAAAUUAUGUCGACCAAUGGCUGGAGAAGCAAAAGAAAACAAUCCGUGAAAAAUGCAAUGUCCCCAAGCUUGCCCAAAAGUUAUUGCAAGCCAUCACUGAUUGAAUCUUACCUUGAUGUUCCUUGGGUAAACACUCCGCAGUUCCAUUUACAUUAAUUUUACAACAUAGAUCAUUUAACUUUAAUUUUUUAUCUUAUAUACAUAUAUAUUUUUAUCUCAUGGCUAGUCAAGAAAGGUAAACUUCAACAAAAGUCUCCAGGUUAAGAAGCUCUAGCUGAUAUCGACCUUUAAAGAUUUGACUUUGUGUUGCAUUGUUAUUUCCAAAUGGUAGGCCAAAUAAGUAAGAAUACCACUUUGAACGUUUUAAAGACUGUGUUAGAUUUGACUAGACAGUUCAAAACAAUUUGGAGGACGUUUGCAAAUACCAUUGGUGAGAGACUGCCUUUAGUGCUCAAGUAUGUUGGUGGUGUGUAAAAUUAUUUCAGAUACAUAUGCACAUGGCGCUGUGUAAAUUUUAGUUGGCUUAACCUCCAAUUUAAUACCUCCAAUUGUCAGAAUGCAUUUAGAUAUUUUUUCUAGAAAUUCAUUAGCCGGACUUAAUUAUUGGGUACCAUACAGCUAAUUUGAGAAAAGCUGUCUUAAGAAAGGGCAUAAGCGUGCGACGGUCAAGGCCUCUCGAUUAUUGGCCAGUUGGAAAACGUCCUUUCAAGACCACAUUCAGUGGGAACUGCAUGUAAACCAUACUGUUAAAAACAGUCUUAUGUUCUUUGCCAGUCCGGGAUGCUUAUCAAUAUUGCAACCUCGUUCCCAGUCGUCCUCGGAUGUGACGUCACCUGUCAAGCUUGUCGAUAAAAUUCGCGAUCAGUUCCAAGCCUCCUCUGCUAACUCGGAUAGGGCGAAGUGGCCUGGGGACGAGGCUGUCAAUUUUGAUAAAUAAGACCAAAACAAACCAAUAACCACGCGGUGUCAAGAUUCAAGUCAACGUGCAUGAACCAAAGGAACACGAGGGUUUCAUUACAUUUUUUGCUAAAUAGUAGCACUGAUGUUUCGUGGCAUGAAAAAGUGCUGGAAUAAAGUAUCCCAGAUCGUACAGUUUAUAAGAAAACCUUUAUCUUAACCUUUAUCUGUAUAUAUAGUCAUGAGGACAAUUAACUGCAAAACAGUUUUCAUGUUAAUCAACCGAUUUUAAGCGUGUACAAGAUUUUUGUGUAGUUAAACGAGAAAAUGUGUGAACGUUUUACGUAUAGAUCAAUUUGUAAUCAUUGUCUUUUUUCACUGCGGUUUUAUCUCACCUUAAAAAUAAAAAUCUUUAAGAAAUGGUUUGUGUUAACGACAGUUACAUUUCCUUGUAAUUUGGUGCGCCAAUACUGCCGAUAUUGGGUGGGGAAACAGAAAAAAUAACCAUACCAGGCAGUUAAUGAUCUUAAAAAGAGAUUAUCAUGCAUCUUAUGAAUAUACUUCAAAUUGCGUGCAUUUAAAUCUCAUUUCGAGUUUAACCAUUUGACGACCGUCACUAGGGGAAGUGAACAAACAGCAUUUUUCACCCAUUCCUCUUUUUUGGACUGGUUUUCGGCUAAUUAGCAAGAGAAUGGCUAAAAAUGAGCUUUGCACAAAUAGGGGCAUAUUUUCCGAUAAAUAGGCAUACACGUAAGCCAAAAUUUGGACUUGUUUUCAAUUUUCGAAUCUAUUUCGAUCUUUCUUUCUCGCUCUCUUCACUCUCUUUGCCUUUCUUUUUUAUAGCCAGUUUUUUUGCCCACUUUACUACCGUGCUUUCGUUUGCAUGGAAUUGAGCCUCAAUCAGUGACGUUUUAUUUAAGGGACAAAUUUGAGGUGGCUCUAUGGGGUUUUUUUAGGGUCUCUCCCAAUUUCGAGUUACGUUGCUGUUAACAAGGGCUUAGAAAAAUUUCCACCACAGCUGCACUGUAAAUCAGAAAAAUGUGUUUUAGCCCUGAAAAUAGGGCCGUUUCGGUGAGUAAAAUACAGUCCUAUUUUUGAGUCUAAUUUGGUUCCCUUAAAUCAGGGCGAAUACAGUCCAAUUAGCUAGGGCUGAUUUGGUCCCAGGGCUGAAAUGGGCCCUACCGUGGGCUGGAAUAGCCUUUUGAUUCACCUUUUUUGGGCCUAGAUUGUGGUCAAAUGGCUCCAGGGAGGGCUGAAUCAGACUUUGGCCUGCAGGGCUGAAUUGACACUUUGGGGCUGAAGCAGUUCUUUUUAAUUUUCAUUGUGUAUAAGAUAAAGAUGCCGAAGAUUUGUUAUGAUCAGUCGGGGUUACAACUACAUCGGAGUUGUCAUAGAAACGAAAAAGUAAGGGAAAUAAGUAAAAUAAGGGCUACAAUUCGCUAAUAUUUUGUCGGAAAUUUCAUGUUUACAAGUGAAAACCACUCAAUAUUCAGACGUAUUGUCUCCAAGUUUCAUAUUUUCGUGGGCAACAAUAGCAAACAUUUCCGAAUAUUUCAAAUGCAUUGUUAGUUACUGUUGUUCAUCACCUGAAAAUAAAAUUGGAGACAACACCCGUGAACAAUCAGAAUCUCUCACUAGUUAAUACGAAAUUUUCGACAAAAUGUUAGCGAAUUGUAGCCCUUAUUUUACUUUCUUACAAGAUAUCAAUAAUCUUGAAACUCAAAGUUCUUAUGAAUUGACGGUUCAAGAAUCUCAAUUUUUUUUAAAACAGCCUAUCAAGCCGUUUUCAAAUUAUUUGCUUAUUUGCUUAAGUGGACCAAAAUGUUUACAAAACCGCUAACAAGAGCUCAUCGAUACAUUGUAAUCAAAUGCUUCUUUCUAGAAAUCGGCUAAAGUUAUCUCCAUGAUUUUUCACACACGGUUUUAAAAAGAUUGAAACUAUUAUGAGGUGAAAUUUCAUUUCAAAAGCGCUUUGAUUUCUACAGAUAACGGCCGAACAUCAAGAUUCUCCAGUUUUAACUGUAUUUCUAAUAACCAUAAAAACUUCAUUAUCCCAAAAUAUCUCGAUAACGCUCAUACAGAUUUCGCUUAAACGGACAGGUUCACGGUUAAGCGCAUGCUUAUUAAUUAAAUUGCUUUUUUCCAAUUUAUUAUUAAUUCUCUCGGUUAAUAAUCCCACUUACAUGUAUCUCAGCGAUCUCAGAGUGUAUUUCAAAGUAGAAGUGUAUUUCAGAGUAAGCUAAAGUAGGAUGGAGGAGUACUAAAAUCGCAGAAGAAAUUAGUAGAUUAUGUUAACACUACCAAAGUGUUGAAACGUCAGUCACUGUCAAUAACAACAGUCCUAUUCAGGACUACGUUCACCUGGACGAUCAAACUCAACCUACUUUUGAAAGUUGAAUUUAUUGUUGACCGGAAGGUUUUAUUCCAUGGUUGAUUAAUUUACAGCUAUUUGCAAAUAUUUAAGUUGAUCAAGUGCAAGUGACUGCCAGGGGAGUGUGCAGAUUAGUUAUUUGACAACAUUAUGAAAUGGUCAUAUUGCUUGCAUGGACGAUACAGCAUGUCCCGGCAGAAAAACAGCAUAUUGAUAAAUGAGCAUGAGCUGAACCGUGAACCUGUCCCUUUAAACUUCACUAACAUCGAGGGGGCUGUUGGAGGAAAAAGUUCUCGUGAAUGAUUUUGGAAGAAGAGUUCCCAGUGCCGAGAAAUAUACGGCUACAAAUAAAAUAGGUAAUGGCGUCAUUUCCUUGCUAUGACAACUCCGAUGUGUAACCCUGAUCAUAACAAACUUUCAUCUUUAUCUAAUACAGCUGUGUUGGUAAUUUUUCCAAAUCAUCGUUGAUGGCAACCUACAUAGUUUAUUCUCAAACCUGGAAGGUAAAAAUUAAAGCAAAGCAAGGAUUUGAAGUCACUCAUGGGAAUCAAACUCGAAACCACCCUGGGGGCGGUCGGAAGAUGCGGUAGUCCCUUUGGUAACCCAGGCUCUGUGAUAGUACCGUGGACUGGUCCGUGAGGUGGUCCAAGGACCCAGCCCCCCUAGUACGUUAGAACGGGCCAUUUCGGUGUACCUUUACAACGCCUACUAGACCAUGCACGCAAGCUAAACCAGCGAGUCGGAUUUUCGCGCGUUCCUUACAUUGAUGUAUUCCACAAGAUAGAAUUGUAGUGUAAUUCAUAGUUUUAGGGAAAGCUGCAACUUGCUUUGGGACUUACAAAUAGAAUUUUUUUAAUACACAGAUGGCGGACAUCGAGAAAUCUGCAAGAGAUGCAGUCGUUGAGCUUCAUCAGCAAAUUCAAACUAUGACAAAUAAUCUGCGAUCGUUUUCUUCUUCUAUGCGGUACCUUUAUGAAGAAAAGGAUAGCUUCACCUUUUUUUCAGGAGCAGGCAUGAAACUUAAACAACUAAGAGAUGACUCAAGAAGCGACGCCAUGGUGGUUCUCAAAGAAGUUCUUCCACUUUCGACCAAGUUUGUUACAUCUGUGAGCAAUUUUUUCGAUUGGUAUGAAGGCCUAGAGUUUCAGCAGUGGUGCGAAAAAAUCCCCUGGAUUCUGCAAAAGACGGUUGAUUACAGACAACUCAGUGAAAUGCUCUUGAAAAAGUAUGAAGCCACUCUCACUCCGCUAAAGAAGAGACAGGACCAUGCACGGCUUCUCGUAACAGAAUUGGGGGAUCUUGAAAGAAGCUAUGAAAGGAAAAAGAGAGAACUUGAAGACACUGCAGCUACCAAGCGAGGCUGGGCCAUUGGACUCGCUUUUGUUCCGGUUGUAAACUUGGUAGCAUCGCCUGCACUAGCAUGUUCAGCGCAGUCCGAUAUUGAAGAAGCAGCCAGACAAGGUGCCUUGGCAGCGGUCCAAAAAGAUGCUGCAAGAAAAGUCAGUGGAAAGUUGAUCCCUGCACUGCAAGACUUUGUCGCUGGCGUCACAAAAGCAGCAGGUUUCUUCUCCGUAAUGGAACAGGAAUUUCGAAAAUUCGAAGGUAAAGCUGAAAAAGGAAAUGAUACCCGCAAGUUUCUUCACUACAAGGUGAUGAAAAAGGAGGCGAGGGAUAUGAAGUCCAUCUGCCGGGUUUUUAAUGCGGCCCUACCGGAAGUGCAGAGGGACUUGUCGUUGAUGGAAGGAAGUGGAAUCAUGUCAUUGCUGGACGUUAUUCUUAGGUGUUUAACAGCACAUUAAUUGUAGCUACGUUUUCCCAAACAAAGCUUCCCAGGCAAUGUCGCGCAACAAACGAUUUAUAGACUUAUUCUGUGGACAAUUCAACAUUAUUUUCGAAACUCUGAAUUAUAUUUAUAGAGUAGAAGUAAGUGUGAAACUGGUUAUUCAAGUGUGGCUAUGUAACAUUCAAUUUUAUGCUCUAAAAGACGUACAAGCUGUUGAGUUUUCUAAGUGAUUUGAAAACUGUGAUAAAGGGUCACGUGACGCAAAGAAUUUCUUAAAAGACGUUACUUGUAACCCAUCAGUAACAAAUUUAGUGUUGCCCGUCUGUGAUUCAGUUUCAAGAAUCUACAUGCAACAUACAAGUGCUAAAUCCCGAUUAUACUAUUUGCGAAAGCGAAAUUAAGUUGAAUCACGUCACAGCAGAGUCGCAAACAGUUGUCUGGUAUUGGUCCAGGGCUUUCAGAUAGACUUUUGCCUGUUUUUCUUCACACGUUAUAUCUGACAUUUCUCUACGCUAACUUCAUCAAAUUACAGUCUCCAUAAAUGCGUGACAGAAAACUUUUUUUGAUAUUAACUCGAAAUAUCAUACCUUAUUAAUUUCAAAGCAACAGAUAAAAUACUUGAAGAUUGUUUUAACAUGUUUAAUAUUCAAGAUAGACCCAUUUCCUGUAAAAAGAAAAAAAAUUAAUUGGUUAAUUUUUUCUUUGAAGCAUUCCGAAUAGGAAAAUCCAAGACUUUGCGUGAAUCAUUAUACCCAAUGAUGUAUAAAAUUAUUUAAUCAAAUGUGCUGAUUGCUAUAAUUUUUCUUACCAUUAUCUUAAUCUAAUUUUUGUAUGCAGCACCAUCCGUAACUGAUAUAUACGUAACUGGUAAUGCAAAUAAAGAUUGAUG